Molecule: messenger RNA, 4800 nt
Organism: Syngnathus acus (greater pipefish)
Lineage: Eukaryota; Metazoa; Chordata; Actinopteri; Syngnathiformes; Syngnathidae
Gene: atp8b2
Product: ATPase phospholipid transporting 8B2
Exons: 29
Coding region: 464-4294 (1276 amino acids)
Biological process (GO): Golgi organization; phospholipid translocation
Cellular component (GO): plasma membrane
Molecular function (GO): magnesium ion binding; ATP binding; ATP hydrolysis activity
Source: RefSeq, a predicted model, not a curated record
CUAUAAAAAGAUUUUUUUUUAAAAUAUCCUAUUUACUACCGUAAUAUUUACCCCAAUGCAUCAGUUCUAUUAUGCUAAUGGGACUGUAGAGGGCGCCACUAAAUAAGACAAACAUCAAGCGCGAGGUAUAUUUUUGAACUCACCCGAUGUGUAAAUAAACGUAUAUGAAGAAUAAACAGAGUUUAGAAUAAAUCAACUAAAUGGAAGCCGAGCAACAUCAUGGAUGACUUUUAUAAGUUGUAUAGUGGAAAAGGAUUCAACCUCCACUAGCCACCCCCCUCCCUUCCUCCAUCCUCCUCCUCAUCCUCAUCAUCGGCCAGCAUCAACAACUCUCAACCACAUGGUGACCUCAGACAGAGUGAAGAGGAGCGAGGAUGCCUCAGCUGGAAACAUUUCACUGUUGCCAACUUUGAGGAGAUACUCUAAUGGGCCAUAAGCGAAGCAAGAAGGCAGCAGUGCAGAGAUGUUUACAAAAAAAAAUCCUCCAGAGGAGGAGCGAAAGGUCAGGGCCAACGACCGAGAGUACAAUGAAAAGUUCCAGUAUGCAAGUAACUGCAUCACCACAUCCAAGUACAACGUCCUCACGUUCCUCCCCAUCAACCUGUUUGAGCAGUUUCAGGAAGUGGCCAACACCUACUUCCUCUUCCUGCUCAUACUGCAGUUGAUCCCUCAGAUCUCCUCCCUGUCGUGGUUCACCACCAUCGUGCCAUUAGCGCUGGUGCUGAGCAUCACCGCCGUGAAGGACGCGACGGACGACUACUUUCGCCACAGGAGUGACAACCAAGUGAACAACCGUCAGUCUCAAGUGCUCAUCCGUGGAUCGCUUCAGAAUGAAAAAUGGAUGAACGUCCGAGUGGGUGACAUCAUCAAAUUGGAGAACAAUCAGUUUGUGGCUGCUGACUUGCUGCUGUUGUCCAGCAGCGAACCUCACGGUCUCUGCUACAUCGAGACGGCCGAACUGGACGGAGAGACCAACAUGAAGGUGCGCCAGUCUGUCUCUGUGACGUCAGAACUCGGGGACCCCAACAACUUGGCUCAGUUUAACGGCGAAGUGAUAUGCGAGCCCCCCAACAACAAGCUGGAUCGUUUUAGCGGGACUUUGUACUGGAGGGACAAGAAAUACGCUUUGACCAAUCAGAACAUGCUCCUUCGAGGGUGUGUCCUCCGCAACACCGAGGCCUGCUACGGCUUCGUCAUCUUUGCAGGCCCAGACACCAAGUUGAUGCAGAACAGCGGCCGCACUAAGUUCAAGCGUACCAGUAUCGACCGUCUGAUGAACACUUUGGUCCUCUGGAUUUUUGCUUUCCUAGUGUGUAUGGGUGUCAUUUUGGCUGUGGGCAACGCCGUGUGGGAGCGAGAGGUGGGAACGUUGUUUCAGAGUUACCUACCUUGGGAUCCUCCGGUGGAUGGUUUUCUCUUUUCCGCUGUCCUCGCCUUCUGGGCUUAUGUUAUCAUCCUCAACACGGUGGUGCCCAUCUCGCUGUAUGUCAGUGUGGAGGUGAUCAGACUGGGCCACAGCUACUUCAUCAAUUGGGACCAGCAAAUGUUCUGCUCACAGUGCAACACACCAGCCGAGGCGCGGACCACCACGCUGAGUGAGGAGCUGGGCCAGAUUGAGUACAUCUUCAGUGACAAGACUGGAACACUCACGCAGAACAUCAUGAGCUUCAAAAAGUGCUCCAUUAAUGGACACAGUUAUGGGGAGGUAGCAGAUCCAUUGGGGCCCCAGCCAAAGAAGCUGGAUUUCACUCCUUUCAAUCCCCUGGCUGACCCAAACUUCUGUUUCUAUGAUGACACUCUGCUGGAGUGUGUGAAAGUGGGAGAUUCCCACGCUCAAGAGUUCUUCCGCCUGCUCUCCCUCUGCCACACCGUUAUGAGUGAGGAGAAGAGCGAGGGAGAGCUGGUGUAUAAAGCUCAGUCUCCAGAUGAGAGGGCUCUAGUGACAGCCGCGAGGAACUUUGGAUUUGUGUUUCGCUCACGAACGCCUGGGACCAUCACCACCACCGAGAUGGGGCGAACAGUCACCUAUACGCUGCUCGCCAUCCUGGACUUUAACAAUGCACGCAAGAGGAUGUCUGUCAUUGUCCGUAACCCCGAGGGCAGGAUCCGUCUGUACUGCAAAGGAGCUGACACCGUGUUGUUCGAGAGGCUCCGCCCCUGUAAGCAAGACCUGAUCAACAUGACCUCAGACCACCUCAAUGAGUACGCUACUGAUGGUCUACGGACACUGGCUCUGGCCUACAGGGAUCUGUCAGAGGAACAAUGGGAGAUGUGGUCAGAGAGCCACCAGUGUGCUGAGAAAGAAGAAGAUUUGCUAUCAGCUGCUUAUGAACAGAUAGAACAGGACAUGACGUUGCUGGGUGCUACAGCUAUAGAGGACAAACUGCAAGAAGGUGUCCCGGAGACCAUCGCUCUGCUCUCCCUGGCCAACAUCAAGAUGUGGGUCCUAACAGGGGACAAGCAAGAGACGGCUGUCAACAUUGGCUACUCGUGUAAGAUGCUGACAGAUGAUAUGGAUGAAGUUUUUAUCAUCAGUGGACAAAGCGUCCAGAGAGUGAAACAGGAACUCAGGAGAGCGAGGGAACAGAUGAUUACGCAAUCGCAAACAAAAGAUGCUGAUAAAAAGGAGGUUGCCGAGGGAUGUGGAGAAGCCUACGUCACGAGAUUUAGAAGAACACAAAAACAAACGCAAUUUCCUCCUUCCUCCAAACUCAUCGACAACAUCUCGGGAGAUUUCGCUCUCGUCAUCAACGGCCACAGCCUGGCCCACGCUCUGGAAACCGACGUGGAGGAGGAGUUUAUCACGACGGCGUGCGCAUGCAAAGCGGUCAUUUGCUGCCGUGUUACGCCGCUACAAAAAGCUCAAGUGGUGGAGCUGGUGAAGAAACACAAAAGGGCUGUCACCUUAGCCAUAGGGGACGGCGCCAAUGACGUGAGCAUGAUCAAGAGUGCUCAUAUUGGCGUCGGUAUCUCCGGUCAGGAAGGCAUCCAGGCCGUACUGGCCAGCGACUACUCCUUCUCCCAGUUCCGCUUCUUACAGCGUCUUCUGCUGGUACACGGACGAUGGUCCUACCUCCGCAUGUGCCGCUUCCUCUGCUAUUUCUUCUACAAGAACUUUGCCUUCACCAUGGUGCAUUUUUGGUUCGGAUUCUUCUGCGGCUUCUCUGCUCAGACGGUUUAUGAUCAGUUCUUCAUCACGCUCUACAACAUCGUCUACACGUCUCUACCUGUCCUCGCGAUGGGCAUCUUUGACCAGGAUGUGUCUGAUCAAAGGAGUCUGGAGUAUCCAAAGCUUUAUGAGCCUGGCCAACUCAACCUACUCUUCAAUAAGAGAGAGUUCUUCAUCUGCAUCACUCAGGGUUUCUACACAUCAGUGGUUCUGUUUUUUGUCCCCUAUGCCAUCCUAGCCGACGCUUCUCAGAGUAGCGGAGAACCUCUUGCAGACUACCAGACCUUUGCUGUCACCACGGCAACAGCCUUGGUCAUUGUGGUGAGUGUACAGAUCUCACUGGACACGGGCUUCUGGACCGUUUUCAACCUUGUGUUUGUGUGGGGCUCGUUGGGUUGCUACUUCACCAUCAUGUUUGCUGUGCACAGUCAGAUACUCUUUAGGAGCUUCUCCAAUCACUUCCAUUUUGUAGGCAGUGCUCAGAGUACACUAUUGCAGCCGGUCGUGUGGUUGACUAUUGCAUUGGCAACGGCAAUCUGUAUAGUUCCAGUUUUGGCAUUCCGCUUCCUCAAGUUGGACUUCAAACCUCAGCUCUCAGACACGGUCCGAUACACUCAGCUGGUCCAUCAAAAAAAGCGUAGACCAGCAGGUGGUAGCGUGGCAUCCACCUGGCGCACCUCCGAGGGCCGCCUGGGCGCAAGAGGCGGUUCCCGAAGGUCCGGUUACGCCUUCGCUCACCAAGAAGGAUUCGGAGAGCUGAUCACUUCCGGGAAAAACAUGCGUCUGUCAUCUCUGGCUUUGGCCAGCUUCGCCUCCAGACACAGCUCCAGUUGGAUCGACACCCUGCUGAGGAAGAAGCACACUCACACGCCCCCCAGUCGGUCCGGGGAGUGCACUCCGGCGCUCUCGCACUCUUCUUCGGUUCUGGGGUCCUCGCAGGAGGCACCCAUCGAGGAAGAAACGAUCUGGGACUCUGAGAUGAUUCCCAUGACAUCCCAUGAAGCCUCGAAGGAUCUUCGGGAAAUAGCCAACGGCAUCGACUCAUCCUCUGUUGAAAACCACCCAACUAGAGAGAACAAAAAGAUAUAUGAAAAUGUCGAGAGUGGACCGCUGGGAAUAGAGUGAUACCAUUUUAAAUAUGUCAAUGCUUCUUACAAUGUUUAUGCCAGCAAACAACUGUGACCAUAAAAAACAACAGCAGCAUAUUUCAAGAGAGCAUCUAAUUAUUAAGACAAUAAAAAAAAAAAGCAUCUUAUUGGUUCUCAGUGAGAACAAAAACAAGUUACCAUCAUGUCUUUUUGUUGGCUGCAUCAUAUUGAUGCGUUGAAAGCAGCGUGAUGUAAAUCGGCUUGUAAUGGAAAGUCAAGUAGAAACUCAAACACACUAAUGGAUGUUGGAGCUCAUUUUUGUGUGCCUCUAAAUACACUCUGAAAUGUACUUUAAAUGUUUAGUCAUUUAUUGUUAAUUAAAUGUAAUCAGGUAUUAUCAUGCCACAAUUGUGCUGUGUCGAGUAUGUACUGAUCUAAAUAUAUGUGAACAAUUAAGCCAAGAUGUGAGUGAAUAUGGUGCCCAAAACGAAAUAUUUAUUGUGAAUUGUAAAUUUGCAUAUAUGCUUUUUAUUUCGCAAUAAA